AUGACGUUUUUGUGUAUGGAAGAAUGGAUGUUACUCUUAAGCACUGAUAUUCAAAAGAUCUGCUAUAUCGGAGCUGGCGUUUCCGCCCAUGGGAACGCCUUGAAUUUGUUUAAAGAUGUUGCAGGCGAAGGUGACGUAGCUUUCGUUGAGGAUAGUUUUAAUGAUAUGUGUAUUUUAAUAAACGAUUUUUUGGAGUUGUUGAAGCCUAAGUGUACGAUGCAUGAAAUGGAUUUGUAUAUGAGGUUGUGGGGGAGGCGAGCGAAGAGUGUGCUGAAGUCGGCGGUGGCGAGCUCGAUGAUGGAGCAAUAUUUGUGGAAAUGGUUUUUGAUGAAGGAGAGGAUUUUAUGCAAGAAGAUUUGUAACGGUUUAAUGGAUGGUGAACUGCCACCGGCAAUGAAUCUGAAUUUAACGGGAUUUUUGUGGAAUGGCGAUGUCUAUCUGGACAAGGAUGAUUUGGACGAUCUGUACAGUUAUAUCCAACUCUGUCUUACACGACUCCCUAAGAUGUUGAGACGCAGUGCGGAAAGACCAUUUUUCCCCAAGGAUGACUUCGACUGGCCAAUGGAUGAAGGUGUCCGAGAUCAUAAUGGUGAACUUCUGUCGAAGAAGAGGAUGUCGAAUAGUCCAUAUCAUAUAUUCAGGUCAUACCCUAUAUUUAGGUCAUACCCUAUAUUUUGA
Molecule: messenger RNA, 678 nt
Organism: Anisakis simplex (herring worm)
Lineage: Eukaryota; Metazoa; Nematoda; Chromadorea; Rhabditida; Anisakidae
Source: the annotation of a GenBank genome assembly